GUUUACUUGUAGGGAUAAGCGGUUUUUGUACUUUUUUUUUGAUAAAUAUUGAUAUAUAAUGCUGUCGAAAGUAAUUUUAAUAAGUAUAUUAUAUAUCGAAUCAAUUCACAAUUUAAAAAGUGGUUGUGGAUGUACGAGCAACCGGGAAGAAUCAGAAUACUUCAGUGAAGAAACAAACAAUGUGAUACUAACAAAUGAUCAAUGCCCCAUUAAAAAUCAGUAUGUGGAUACGAAUUCUAGGAAACCCGCUGAAAUGAUUUUUAUACCGGCAGGUGCAUACCAAAUGGGUACCGACGACAUAGUCAUUGUUGACGACAUUGAAGGUCCAAGAAGAUUAGUUAAAUUAAAAAGUUUCUACUUAGACAAAUACGAAGUUUCGAACAGGGAUUUUGAUGUUUUUACUGAAUCUACUAACUAUAAGACUGAGGCCGAGACAUUUGGUGAUAGUUUUGUGUUCACACUAUUCCUCAAUAGCACAUUUAAGGAAAAACUUAAGGAUUUCCGUGUGAUGCAGGCACCUUGGUGGUAUAAAGUUGAUGGUACAAACUGGAGACAUCCCUAUGGACCUGAUUCUGAUAUAACAGAUUUGAUGGACCAUCCAGUAAUCCAUGUAUCUUGGAAUGAUGCUACUGCAUACUGCAAAUGGAGGGAUGCACGUUUACCUUCCGAAGUAGAAUGGGAAGCUGCAUGUAGAGGCGGUAAACAAAAUAUAACAUACCCAUGGGGUGAUAAGUUAUACCCAAACAAGAAGCAUUUGACAAAUAUAUGGCAGGGCACAUUCCCAAACCACAAUUCAGUUAAGGAUGGCUACAUUGGCACCAAUCCAGUGCACUUAUUCCCUCAGAAUGAUUUAGGCCUCUGCAACAUUGCUGGAAAUGUAUGGGAGUGGACAAAAGAUUCUUGGUCAGAAGACAAUAUUAAAGAAAAGGUAAAGAAAGGGGGUUCAUAUUUAUGUCAUCGUUCAUACUGUUACCGGUAUCGAUGUUCCGCCAGAUCACACAAUACAGAUGAUAGUUCUGCUGGUAAUUUAGGUUUCCGUUGUGCUAAAACUGCCUGAAAUCUCUGUCCAUAGGUAUUAAAACAUUUUUAUACGAAUUUCUAUGUACGUUAGUACUUAACUAGAUCCGUUUUUUUUGGAUAAAUGUGAAAACCUCGCAUGUACGUAAGUGUCUAAUUUUUUGUAAGUUAUUGCUGGUUGUUAUAAAAAUAUUAUUGUGUUUAGUCUUCGAUG
This is a messenger RNA of Pararge aegeria (speckled wood butterfly), 1231 nucleotides long. RefSeq names its product formylglycine-generating enzyme. Gene Ontology annotation, cellular component: endoplasmic reticulum. The coding region runs from base 59 to 1057 and encodes 332 amino acids. The record is from RefSeq and is a predicted model, not a curated record. NCBI's taxonomy places the organism in Eukaryota, Metazoa, Arthropoda, Insecta, Lepidoptera, Nymphalidae. The transcript has 4 exons.